AUGGACCGCCGCGACAAACGGGAGUUUGGGCGCAACGUCACAAACGCCCCCGUGGGGAAGCCGCCCGUUGCGGGGCCGCAGGGAAGCGACGCCGCUGGACGCGCCCGGCGGCAUCCGAAGCGGCCCGAGCGCGGCGAGGAAGACGAGGCUGCCGCCCGCCUCGCCGCGGCGGCGGGGGCAAAGCGGCGCUGCACGGAGGAGCGCGCGCGCUGCCGGCCGUCGCCCGGGCCGGGGACGCGGGAGUCGUCCGCCGCCGUGAGUCCCGCCCGCUGCGCGUCGGGGAGUGCGAGCAGCGUCGAGGCCUGCUUCUUCGACGACGACGACGCGGUGGCCCCGCCGUCCGCGUGUGGGGAGUUGCUUACCGCCGUGGAACAGUCCGACGCGGCGGUGAUGGCGGGGCUGCGCAGCGCAGGUGACGCCGCACCGCCCCUACCGCCGUCGGCGCCGCCUCCCUCGCCAGCUGCGGUCCCAAUGCUUUUUUGA
Molecule: messenger RNA, 483 nt
Organism: Trypanosoma conorhini
Lineage: Eukaryota; Euglenozoa; Kinetoplastea; Trypanosomatida; Trypanosomatidae
Exons: 1
Coding region: 1-483 (160 amino acids)
Source: RefSeq, a predicted model, not a curated record